Molecule: messenger RNA, 3319 nt
Organism: Pygocentrus nattereri (red-bellied piranha)
Lineage: Eukaryota; Metazoa; Chordata; Actinopteri; Characiformes; Serrasalmidae
Gene: cndp2
Product: carnosine dipeptidase 2
Exons: 12
Coding region: 153-1577 (474 amino acids)
Biological process (GO): proteolysis
Cellular component (GO): cytosol
Molecular function (GO): metallodipeptidase activity
Source: RefSeq, a predicted model, not a curated record
GGCAUGCCGGCGUGGCAGAAGCGGAAAUGCGAGUGGGAUAAAGUAGCGCAUUUUUGUUGAGCAGUGCUCAAAGUGAGUUGCAGGAGAAAUCUGAUCAGGUGGAAGUGCUUCAGACUGAGAUCCCCUUCGCAGGUUUCAGGACUCGGAACGUCAUGUCUUACCUUCCAGCCCUCUUCAAGUAUGUGGACGAGCACCAGGACCAGUACGUCCAGCGUCUGGCUGAAUGGGUGGCAGUGCAGAGCGUGUCCGCCUGGCCGGAGAAACGAGGAGAGAUCCAGAAAAUGAUGGAGAUGGCGGCUAAAGACAUAGAGAGGCUCGGGGGCUCUGUGGAGCUGGUGGACAUUGGCAAGGAGAAGUUGCCAGGGGGUGAGGAGAUCCCUCUUCCACCCAUAAUCCUGGGCAGGCUGGGCUGUGACCCUGGCAAGAAGACUGUGUGCAUCUACGGCCACCUGGACGUCCAGCCAGCCAACAUUGAGGACGGCUGGGACACGGAGCCCUUCACACUGGUGGAGAAAGACGGAAAACUUUAUGGACGUGGAUCUACAGACGACAAGGGUCCUGUGCUCGCCUGGUUCAACGUUAUCGAGGCCUUUCAGAAGAUAGGACAGGAGCUGCCCAUUAACAUCAAAUUCUGCUUCGAGGGGAUGGAGGAGUCUGGCUCUGAGGGCUUGGACGAGCUGGUGUUCUCCCGCAAAGACUCCUUCUUUAAAGACGUGGAUUACGUCUGCAUCUCCGACAACUACUGGCUGGGCAAGAACAAGCCCUGCAUCACCUACGGCCUGAGAGGAAUCUGCUACUUCUUUAUUGAGAUGGAGUGCUGUGAUAAGGAUCUGCACUCUGGAGUGUUUGGAGGCUCUGUUCACGAAGCCAUGACUGACCUGAUUGCCCUUAUGUCCUCUUUGCUGGAUAAGAAGGGGAAGAUCCUGGUGCCAGGCAUGUAUGAUGACGUGGCUCUCGUCACUGAAGAGGAGAAGAAGCUCUACGAGAAAAUCGACUUUGACUUGGAAGAAUAUGCUAAGGAUGUGGGUGCUAACCGGCUGCUGCACCACACCAAGGAGCAAGUGUUGAUGCACCGAUGGAGGUACCCCUCUCUCUCGCUGCAUGGAAUUGAGGGAGCUUUCUCCGGUGGUGGCGCCAAGACAGUCAUCCCACGCAAAGUCAACGGCAAGUUCUCCAUCCGGCUGGUGCCAGACAUGGACCCAAAAGUGGUGGAGAAACAGGUGACCUCCUACUUGGAGAAGAAGUUUGCCGAGCUGGAGAGCCCCAACAAGAUGAAGGUGUACAUGGGCCAUGGAGCCAAAGCCUGGGUGUCUGAUUUCAACCAUCCUCACUACAUGGCUGGAAGAAAGGCCAUGAAGACUGUGUUUGGAGUGGAACCUGAUCUGACCCGCGAAGGAGGAAGCAUCCCAGUGACACUGACUUUCCAGGAGGCCACCGGACGCAACGUCAUGCUGCUUCCUGUCGGCUCAUCAGAUGAUGGAGCUCACUCCCAGAACGAGAAGAUCAACAGGUCAAACUACAUCCAGGGCACCAAAAUGUUGGGCGCUUACUUCCAUGAAGUAUCUCAGCUCAGUUAACUGGACUCAUUUGGAUCAGCACAUCCAGGAUGUCUUAAUAUGAUGCAUCUCACCAAAUUAAGACACUUUGGUUUUAAAAAAAAUGCCAGUAAAUUGUAGGAAAUAUGCCAGAAACCACAACUUCGUUUUCAGCUCUUGUCCUCCAGUGUUGCGUAUGAGCAGCACUUGGUGUGUUUAUGCUCUUCAUCAUGGAAAUUUUCAUUAAGAUUACACACAUCAGUACAUUUAAACAAAAAUUACACAAAGUUUACUUAUGCAAAGUAUUUCAUGCAUUAUAUGUUGCUGAUAUACCUCAACACGUGUACGAGCCUUUGGCCUCUUUUCCACUGUGGAGCCAGAUGGGUCUCAGGGCUUUAGCUGUACCGUUGGGCUGGGUGGAGUCGUGAGACCUUUUUCCAUUGGAUGCGCUGCUAAAUCAGAGCCAGACGAAAUUAAAACAAUAGCUCAGCUAACGGGCUAAAUGCUACAGAACAUUCAGACUGCCACUCCAACACCAGUCACUGUGGUGCUUUCGGAGUCUGUCCACUAAAUGGGUUUUGUUUGAGUGUCAGUUAGUAAGGACCAAGCCUGUUCUUCGGUGGGUGGAACCUUUCGCCUGCUAACUAUCUUUAGUGUUAUCCUAGCCCUCCAAGCUACAGCUCAGAGCACUACCGCCCAAGUUCAAUUACGGCUUUCUGCCCUUCCAGCCAUUCGGCUUCCUCACGUUUGAGUUUUUAUCAUCGAAACUUGUGUCAGUGUGGCUCUCUUAGUUGGAACUGAACCUGCUCUGUGGUGGGAGGAGCUGGGAGCUUGCUAGAUAAGCUGAUGCCAACCAGCUCCUUUGUCCUAGUUAGCAGCACUGAUUUAGCAAUCAUUGUUAGAUUGGGGGGUUAACGUUUAUUGAAUUGUGGACUGAGAAUCAUGCACUGCUUUCAUUUCUUUGACAGCCUUGUACAAUAGCAGUAUAAACGCAGAGCCAGUCGGCGAGUAGCGACGCUAUUGCGUCAUCCCAAAAACAGUUCUGUGACCCUGAGCAUGGUCAGUGAACCAUGUUGAGAUCACUGUGCUGGGCACGGUUUGUAAGAGGUCCUGCUGUGCACCCAUUCCUUACAGUGGAAAAGAGGCCUUUGAGUAUUUUGACACACUUUUCUGAAAAAGCAGCGUUUAUAAGACUGCAUGGCGCCUGUUAUGACAGCUUAUGUACACAUUUAUAAAGCCUUAUUCCUACAGGUGCCAGUUCAAACGUAUAUAAGCAGCCUUUAUGCCAGCUGACACUUGUUGGAAUAAACCUUUAUGAAAGUUUAUCCAGGUUGUCGUAUGUGUCAUCAUAGCCUUUUGAGCGCUGCCCUUCAGUAUGGUGUUCGUUUUUUUUUGUGUAUGAAUUAAUCUCAGUAUGUCCAAAUAUGCUGUUUAAUGGGCUUUAGGUGAUUUUAAUUUGCCUCUCAGGAAGCAGUGGCUUGGAUUUGGACUAGUUUUAAAUGAACCCCAAGCCUUGACGACAAUCUAACUGAUGGUUCUGUCACACUGAAAAGAUCCGAUACUGACAGAAGGGCUGCAUUACUUCUUCAGCUGCCGCUUUCUUUGUUUAAUCCAACAAUGCUUAGUAGUCUUUCUUCAGGAGCUCAAGCUGGUUAAGCGUACAGUCAUAGAUUGUAGUCUUUGUUUUGUCUUUCACCUCAUCCUGUAUUAAUCGACUGCACACUGCCUGAUAUGCACUCUCAUAAACAUGUCAACAAUAAAAACAUGGACCAUUCAUCACUCUG